AUGAGAUCUCUACAAGCUUCGAUCUUUAUAGUAUAGAUUCUUUGUGCUAACCUUGAUUUGGCCUUACAAAAGCUUCCCACCGAUUUACCAAAUUCUCAGAAACAAGCAUCUCCGGCGACGGUCGAGAUGUCGCACACCGGCCGUUAGCGUCGCGCCCCUCGACAACCGCGGUAUGGAGUUGGAGGCUGGUGGCGCCGCCGGUGUCCAUGCUCGAAGUCGCUCGUCAGAGGCUGCAGAGCCACCCAAGCCGCUGGUUGACGACGACGGACGGCCGCGGCGCACCGGCACGCUGUGGACGGCCAGCGCGCACAUCAUCACGGCGGUCAUCGGCUCCGGGGUGCUCUCGCUGGCGUGGGGCGUCGCGCAGCUGGGCUGGGCGGCAGGCCCCGCCGUGAUGGUGCUCUUCGCCGCCGUCAUCUGCUACACCUCCACCCUCCUCGCCGAGUGCUACCGCUCCGGCGACCCCGUGUUCGGGCCGCGCAACCGCUCCUACAUCGACGCCGUGCGCGCCACGCUGGGCGAGUCCAAGGAGAGGCUCUGCUGCGCCAUCCAGCUCUCCAACCUCUUCGGCAUCGGCAUCGGCGUCUCCAUCGCGGCGUCCGUCAGCAUGCAGGCGAUUAGGAGGGCGGGCUGCUUCCACUACAGAGGGCACGAUGACCCGUGCCACGCCUCCACCAGCCCGUACAUCGCCAUCUUCGGCGUCAUGCAGGUCGUCUUCUCGCAGAUCCCGGACCUAGACAAGGUAUGGUGGCUCUCAAUUGUCGCCGCCAUCAUGUCCUUCAGCUACUCCACCAUCGGCGUCUCCCUCGGCGUCGCGGAGAUCGUAGCGAACAGAGAGCUAAGGGGCAGCCUCGCCGGCGUCAUCAGCACCGGCGCCACCGGGGUGACCCUGAUGCAGAAGGUCUGGCGCAACCUGCAGGCCUUUGGAAACAUCGCGUUCGCUUACGGUUUCUCUAUCAUUCUGCUCGAAAUCCAGGACACGAUAAAGUCGCCGCCGCCGUCGGAGGCUGCGGUGAUGAAGAAGGCGACGGCGGUGAGCGUGGCGGUGACCACCGUGAUCUACCUGCUGUGCGGGUGCGUGGGGUACGCGGCCUUCGGCGGCGCGGCCCCGGACAACAUGCUCACGGGCUUCGGCUUCUACGAGCCCUUCUGGCUGCUGGACGCGGCGAACGCCUUCGUCGUCGUGCACCUCGUGGGCACCUACCAGGUCAUGACCCAGCCGGUCUUCGCCUACGUCGAGGGCCGGGCGUCCGCCGCGUGGCCCGGCGGCGCGCUGGUCCGCGAGACGGACGUCAGGGUCAGGCUGGGCCGCCGGGCCAUGGCGUUCUCCGUGAGCCCGAUCCGGCUGGCCUGGCGCACGGCGUACGUGUGCGUGACCACGGCGGUGGCGAUGCUGCUGCCUUUCUUCGGCUCCGUGGUGGGCUUCAUCGGGGCCGUCUCCUUCUGGCCACUCACCGUCUACUUCCCCGUGGAGAUGUACAUCGCGCACCGCGGGGUGGCGCGGGGAAGCACGCGGUGGCUGCUCCUGCAAGCGCUCAGUGCUGGCUGCCUCGUCGUGUCCGUCGCGGCUGCGGCUGGGUCGAUCGCCGGCGUCGUGGAAGAGCUCAAGGCGCACAACCCGUUCUGCUGGUCGUGCUGACCCAACAGCUCAAUGGGCGAUCUGAGUCCUCACCGCGAGAAUAUAUAUAUCCUAGUAUAUGUUUUAGCCUUCUCGCUACCGGAAACCAGCACUUUGCCGAGUGCUUAGUAGGUUGCCGAGUGUUUUUUUUCGGACUGCAACCUUGCAGCCGGUUUCGACAUAAAAAUAUUGUGGUUGAGAC
This is a messenger RNA of Panicum virgatum (switchgrass), 1820 nucleotides long. Its product is annotated as amino acid permease 3-like. Lineage: Eukaryota; Viridiplantae; Streptophyta; Magnoliopsida; Poales; Poaceae. Bases 173 to 1639 code for a protein of 488 amino acids. Gene Ontology annotation, cellular component: plasma membrane. The transcript has 4 exons. The record is from RefSeq and is a predicted model, not a curated record.